This is a messenger RNA of Selaginella moellendorffii, 1089 nucleotides long. Its product is annotated as probable myosin light chain kinase DDB_G0292624. Lineage: Eukaryota; Viridiplantae; Streptophyta; Lycopodiopsida; Selaginellales; Selaginellaceae. The transcript has 3 exons. Gene Ontology annotation, cellular component: nucleus; cytoplasm. Gene Ontology annotation, molecular function: ATP binding; protein serine/threonine kinase activity. Gene Ontology annotation, biological process: protein phosphorylation; mitotic DNA damage checkpoint signaling. Bases 1 to 1089 code for a protein of 362 amino acids. The record is from RefSeq and is a predicted model, not a curated record.
AUGGUGACUCAAGACGUGGAGUUUCGCGACGAAGACUGUGGUGAGCUCUUGAAGCUAUACAAGAGGGGAAAGAGGUUGGGCUGUGGUGGGCAAGGCCAGGUCUUUGCGCUCACCCAUCGCGGGUUUGGUCACAAGAGGUAUGCGGGGAAAAUGUUUCGAUCGAGUAGCGAGGCCAGGAGAGAAGCUAGCAUCAUGGACAUGCUUCACGCUUGCCCCGGAGUCGCCCACCUCGAGGGCUUUGUCAAGGAGAGAGAUGGCGCGCAGUGCUACGGGAGCAUCGUGAUGGAGCUUUGCGGCCCUAGCCUUUUCGAUCGACUGCUCAAGGCCGGGCCGAUGUGCGAGGAGGAUGCGGCGAGGACGAUCAAGAAGCUGGCGGAGACGAUCAAGGAGAUCCACUCCAGGGGAAUCGUUCACCGGGAUCUCAAGCCGGAGAAUGUGUUUCUCAAGCUGGACGCCGCCGCGGCUGACGAUGUUGUGAUUGGAGACUUUGGCAUGGCCACGGACGAUCCGAGGGAGAUGGCGCAGUGCUGCGGGACUGGAAAGUACCUGGCGCCCGAGGUGAUCGCGAUCAAGUUUGGGAAAUCGAGCUACACCGAGGCGGUGGACGUGUGGGGUUUGGGACUCAUCGCCUACGAGCUGCUGAGAGGCUGCACGGAGUGGAGAGUGAUGGAUUUGCUGCGAGCUGGGCGAUUCCCGGAUGGUUUGUUCUCGGAUGGAGCGGCGGAUCUCCUCCGGGGGAUGCUGGCGGUGGAGCCGAGAAAGAGGACGACGCUGGAUCGCGUGCUCGCGCAUCCCUGGAUCGUGAGACAUUGCAGCAGGAGUAAGACCAAGGCGAAGAUCGCCCACACUAAGAUCAUGGCGAUCAUCCAGCGCACUGCUAGUCGCUGUGGAGAUCAUCUCGGGACGACCUUGCAACGCCUAGGAAAGAGGCCGGGAAUCAUCCGGAACGCGCUGAGUGAACGAGAGAGGAGAGCACAGGGUUUCGUGGUAGCGCCUCCUAGGUCGUGGGGAGAGGGAGAGGAAGGGAGGGCUAGCCGCGAGCGUGCAAUGGCGAGAGCUCCGCCUCCCAGGUGGUUAGGGCAUGAGUGA